Paramecium tetraurelia is the source of this 660-nucleotide messenger RNA. RefSeq lists its product as uncharacterized. The transcript has 4 exons. Lineage: Eukaryota; Ciliophora; Oligohymenophorea; Peniculida; Parameciidae. Gene Ontology annotation, biological process: mRNA processing. Gene Ontology annotation, cellular component: precatalytic spliceosome; Prp19 complex; catalytic step 2 spliceosome. The record is from RefSeq and is a predicted model, not a curated record.
AUGAGUUUUGCUCUACCUUCUUCAAAAUUACCACUUGUAUACCGACACCCCUACCAAGGAUUCGUCAAUGUUUUACCCUAUAUUGAUGGGGAAUUAGAUGCCAAAACUUAAAACAUAGUCGAUCGUCUGAUUCAAUAAGAAAUGUCAAACAUGGACCCUCAGGAUUAUUUGCAUGAAUUGCCAAUGCCCUAAACGAAGUUAACAGAUCUGUUGAAAUCAGAGAUGGAAAGAGUCUAACAACAGUAACCCAUGAAUAAAAUUGAUUUCGAAUAGAAACCAAAUUUCAAUGAAGAGUUUUAAUCAACCCAUGAAAUUCAAGAGGCCAAUUAAUAAUUAAAUGUGCUUAAUCAAUACGCUUAAAUUAACAUAAUCAAUUCCGAAUUGCUCAAUAAAUAUGGCAAAGAAUCAUGGGCAUUAUUGCUCAAAUCCUAAGAAAAUGAGAAGAAUAGAUUAUCAAAUGAGGUUGUCAAGUAAUAGCAAGAAUUGAAUCAUAUUAAUGCAUAAAGAAAAUACGAACAAAAUGAAGUCAAAUAUAAAUUAGAUAGCCUAAAAGCUAAGGUUUAAGAAGUCUUGACAAACAAUGCUUAAUUGGAAGUUGUUUGUGGAGAAUUAGAGCAAGAAAUAUAUGAUAAACAAAGAAAAAAGUUAAAAUUGAAUUGA